Messenger RNA from Cloeon dipterum, 1324 nucleotides. It is a transcript of the gene Hibch, whose product is annotated as 3-hydroxyisobutyryl-CoA hydrolase. The record is from RefSeq and is a predicted model, not a curated record. The coding region runs from base 99 to 1208 and encodes 369 amino acids. Gene Ontology annotation, biological process: L-valine catabolic process. The transcript has 5 exons. Gene Ontology annotation, cellular component: mitochondrion. Gene Ontology annotation, molecular function: 3-hydroxyisobutyryl-CoA hydrolase activity. Lineage: Eukaryota; Metazoa; Arthropoda; Insecta; Ephemeroptera; Baetidae.
CCACUUUUCACUUCCCUUUAAACACCCUGCUCCGGGCCGGUGAAUUAAAAUAUUUUGCCUUUUAAAUUUGUCGAAUCUCCGAUCUAACCUUAAAAAUUAUGCUCCGCCGUCCUGCUCACGUUUCCCUCCUGCUGCUCCGUCGUAUGAGCACAGCCACAGAUGAGGUCCUCUUCCAGACGAUUGGGGACAAGGGUGUAAUCACACUGAAUCGGCCCAAGCCAUUGAACGCCCUGAACUUGAACAUGAUCAAGAGCAUCACACCCACCUUGGAUCAGUGGGACAAGGACAAGUCUGCGAUCAUCAUCAAAGGAGCAGGUGAGAAAGCCUUCUGUGCCGGAGGAGAUGUAAGGGCGGUCACUGAGGCUGCCAAAGUAGGAGACAGAUUCGCCAGUGACUUCUUCCGAGCCGAAUACCAGUUGAAUGCGUUAAUCAACAGACUGAAAGUCCCAUACGUCGCUCUCAUUGAUGGCAUCACGAUGGGUGGUGGAGUUGGCCUUUCUGUGCAUGGGAGAUUCAGGGUUGCCACCGAAAAGACCCUGUUUGCCAUGCCAGAAACUGCAAUUGGUCUGUUCCCUGACGUUGGUGGCAGCUACUUCUUGCCCCGUCUCCCUGGAAAGCUAGGAAUGUUCCUUGCCCUGACUGGUUAUCGACUGAAAGGCGCGGAUGUUUUGCAUGCAGGCGUCGCCACUCAUAUAGUCAGUAGUGAAAAACUUGCUGAACUUGAAUCAGCGCUGCUAUCUGAAAAGGACGUUUCCGGCGUGCUCAACUCUUUCCACGACAAGCAGCUUGCUAGCCAGCCAUUUUCUCUGCAGUCCAAGCUUAAGGAUAUUGAUGCCACCUUUGCUCCUGAAACUGUGGAGGAAAUCUUGCAGAACCUCUCAAACCACGGCUCUGAGUGGGCAACAAAAACUGCGGCAACGCUAAAUAAGAUGUCUCCCACGUCCUUGAAGAUCACCAUGAAACAGUUGAAACUGGGAAAGGAGAAGAAUCUGCAGGAGUGUCUGCAGAUGGAGUUUAGGCUGACCCAAAGGUGCUGCGCAGGACACGAUUUUAUUGAGGGCGUGCGGAGCGUCCUUGUGGAUCGUGACAACAACCCUAAGUGGAAGCCUUCGACUCUAGCCGAGGUUUCUGCUGCCACAGUCGAUUCAUAUUUCGCGCCUCUGCCUAAAGGACAAGAGCUCGACUUCAGCCUCAAAAGUGCCAUGUGAAUUAACAAACUAGAGAAAUUAUUUACACAAAAAUAAGAGCAAAAAGAAAUUAUAUUUAUUCAGGGAAUUGUUAACACGCCACAAUAAAUAAGAUGUGAUCUAUUUUGAGUACAAAA